AUGUUCAGACUCGGUCGCAGCCGCGCAUUGGCGUCAGCCCUUGGCGCGCCCAAGGUUUCUCCCUCAGCCAGACUCCCCAGCAUCGCGCAACAACAACAAAGGAGAGCGCUGAGCAUCCACGAGUACCGUUCGGCAGACCUCCUGCGCCAGUAUGGCAUUGAUGUCCCGAAGGGCUCCGUCGCGACGACGGCGGCUGAGGCCGAGGCGGUCGCGAAGCAGAUUGGCACCGACGACAUGGUGAUCAAGGCACAGGUCCUCGCCGGCGGGCGCGGCAAGGGCACCUUCGACAACGGGCUCAAGGGGGGUGUGCGUGUCAUCUACUCGCCCACCGAGGCCAAGAUGUUCGCCGAGCAGAUGAUCGGCCACAAGCUCAUCACCAAGCAGACGGGCGCCGGCGGCCGUCUGUGCAACGCCGUCUACAUCUGCGAGCGCAAGUUCGCCCGUCGCGAGUUCUACCUGGCCGUGCUCAUGGACCGCGCCUCCCAGGGACCCGUCAUCGUGUCGUCGUCGCAGGGAGGCAUGGACAUCGAGGGCGUCGCCAAGGAGAACCCGGACGCCAUCACGACCACCUACGUCGACAUCAACGUCGGCGUGACGGACGAGAUGGCGCGCGGCAUCGCCACCAAGCUCGGCUUCAGCGAGCAGUGCGUCGAGGACGCCAAGGACACGAUCCAGAAGCUGUACAAGAUCUUUCUCGAGAAGGACGCGACGCAGAUCGAGAUCAACCCCCUCUCGGAGACGUCGGACCACAAGGUCAUGUGCAUGGACGCCAAGUUCGGCUUCGACGACAACGCCGACUUCCGGCAGAAGGAGGUGUUCAACUGGCGCGACACGACGCAGGAGGACCCGGAGGAGGUGCGGGCGGCCGAGGCCGGGCUCAACUUCAUCAAGCUGGACGGCGACAUCGGCUGCCUGGUCAACGGGGCCGGGCUGGCCAUGGCGACCAUGGACAUCAUCAAGCUGAACGGCGGGCAGCCGGCCAACUUCCUCGACGUGGGCGGCGGCGCCACGCCGGCGGCCAUUAAGGAGGCCUUUGAGCUCAUCACCAGCGACCCCAAGGUGUCGGCCAUCUUCGUCAACAUCUUUGGCGGCAUCGUGCGCUGCGACGCCAUCGCGCACGGCCUCAUCAACACGGCCAAGACACUCAACCUCAAGAUCCCCAUCAUCGCCCGCCUGCAGGGCACCAACGUCGAGCAGGCGCACCAGCUCAUCAACGACUCGGGCAUGAAGAUCUUCUCGAUUGACGACCUGCAGAGCGCCGCCGAGAAGGCGGUCCAGCUGUCCAAGGUUGUCAAGAUGGGUGCGUGGCCUCCCUGCUCUCCGGAGGGUUGA
Messenger RNA from Chaetomium strumarium, 1332 nucleotides. Its product is annotated as ATP-grasp domain-containing protein. Gene Ontology annotation, molecular function: metal ion binding; ATP binding; succinate-CoA ligase (ADP-forming) activity. NCBI's taxonomy places the organism in Eukaryota, Fungi, Ascomycota, Sordariomycetes, Sordariales, Chaetomiaceae. The record is from RefSeq and is a predicted model, not a curated record. The coding region runs from base 1 to 1332 and encodes 443 amino acids. The transcript has 3 exons. Gene Ontology annotation, cellular component: succinate-CoA ligase complex; mitochondrion. Gene Ontology annotation, biological process: succinyl-CoA metabolic process; tricarboxylic acid cycle.